AUGAUACCAUUGAAAACAACCACAACUGUUGCAACGAGCAGAUCAUUUCAGGAGGAUCGAAUAUGGCUCAACGGCAAAGAGGAGGACAUAAACCAUCCAAGACUACAGUCCUGUCUCAGAGAGAUUCGAAGAUUAGCACGGAAGAGACGUAAUGAUGGAGACCCUGGUUUGAAUUUGACCGGUUUGUCUCACAAAGUCCACAUCUGCUCAGUUAAUAACUUCCCCACUGCUGCAGGACUCGCCUCCUCGGCUGCUGGAUUCGCCUGCCUAGUUUACACUCUGGCUCAGGUGUUUGGAGUGGAGGGGGAGUUGUCUGGCAUCGCUCGGCAAGGCUCAGGCAGCGCAUGUAGGAGUAUGUAUGGGGGUUUCGUGCAGUGGAUCAUGGGGAAAAAAGAUGACGGCAAGGACAGUCUCGCGCAGCAGGUGGAGCCAGAGACUCACUGGCCCGAGCUCAGAAUCCUUGUACUUGUUGCCAGUGCUGAGCGGAAACCAGUCGGCAGCACCUCUGGGAUGCAAACCAGUGUACAAACAAGCUGUCUAUUAAAGCAUCGGGCUGAGUCUGUGGUCCCCGGCCGAAUGGUAGAGAUGAUCGAAGCGGUGCAGAGAAAGGACUUCACUGAGUUUGCUGAGCUGACCAUGAAGGACAGUAACCAGUUCCACGCCACCUGCCUUGACACGUACCCUCCCAUCUUCUACCUCAAUAAUGUGUCUCGACAGGUCAUCAACUUGGUGCAUCGAUAUAACAGGCACUACGGGGACACGAGGGUGGCCUACACUUUUGACGCAGGGCCAAAUGCAGUGAUCUUCACUCUGCAGCAGCACGUUCCUGAGUUCGUCCAAGUGGUUCAACAUUUUUUUCCUCCCGAUACCAACGGAGGACAGUUUAUUAAGGGUCUUCCAGGUCACUGUGCUCCUCUUUCUGAGGAUCUCAAGCAGGCUAUUGGUCUAGAGCCCAUGCCGAAGGGACUAAGCUACAUUAUUAGUACCAAGGCUGGACCAGGCCCGUGUGUUGUGGAAGAUCCCACUCAGCAUCUGCUUGGAUCUGAUGGUCUGCCUAAGAAGACUGCAUGAUGCCCUGAAGACCUGAAGAAGCAAACUUUCCCAGAGCAAUAAAGAAGCCAAAUGUGGUCCUAAAUAACUUUUUUACAAACACCAGGCAUCUCUUUUACUAUUAUUGGUGCUAAUAUUUCUCCCUUCAUGUUUCAAAUUGAACUGGUGUCUCUCAGUCUUUACACCACUUUAUUCUUCUACGAUUUUUCAUAGCUCUCAAUAUUUCUUAGAGACAUUUAUUCCCUCAGCCAAAGGAGGUUAUGUUUUCAUUGCUGUGUUUGGUUAUUAUAGUUAUUUGACCAUAAAUGGAUACUUGUAAACAAACAGAACCUAUUUCAGAGAUGUUCAUCUUAUUCUGUAAAAUAGAAUAAAAUAUAUUUUCG
Paralichthys olivaceus (Japanese flounder) is the source of this 1433-nucleotide messenger RNA. The record is from RefSeq and is a predicted model, not a curated record. NCBI's taxonomy places the organism in Eukaryota, Metazoa, Chordata, Actinopteri, Pleuronectiformes, Paralichthyidae.